UGCUCCGUUACCAUAGUGAAAGGAAGCGCCUGUAGUCUGCAAAGUGUUCUCACGUUGCAAGUUCAUGUGUUCUUUAUAUUAUACUGUAACAAACAAUGUCUUUUUAAACGUAAUGUUAAUAUCUUAACAUGUCUCAAAAAACAGUCUAUCGGCAAGAAACAGGAGAUCCCAACAUUAUUGGAAUUGACUACGCUCGUCUAGAGGCUCUAUGCAACAUAUCCGGGCUUGAAUGCAGCGGCGAUGAGAAGACUAGUGAGGAGGCCCACAGAGCAUUCAUGAACUCUUACCAGCAGAUUUUCAUCCGGGCUCCGAAGCCACUGCCUCGAAUACCCUGGCCUGAGGAAAAUAAACCUGUGGCAGAGAGGGAGAAGCAGGAUGAAACACAGAAAAAGAAGCCACUGGGCGCUAGGCGCAAGCUGCCAUCCAGCAGACCGUUCCAUGAGUCCAAGGUCAGCCAGAUGAUCAAAGCUGCAAAGAAGUUUCCUGUUGAGCGUUCACAGUUGGAGCAACAGCUGAUCCAUUCUGCGCUGAAGUUGUUUCCCAUCCUGUUAGAGCAGAUUGACCCGGCAGAACUGCGCGAUAUCAGCAGAAUUGUCAUGAUAGAGAGCUGGGAUCGUGGCCGCAUCAUGUUUGGGGAGGGUGGGUUUUUCAUAGUGCUCAGGGGCUCGGUGAUGCCAUAUAGCGAUGCAAGCUCUCCUGAGGAAGAGAAAGCAGAGAUUGGGGCAGGUGGAUGCUUUGGCUCACUCGAGGAGUCCAGCAGCGCGGAGGUGAUCCGCUGUGUCCGAACUCUGCAGCCCUGCGAGAUCCUCAAGAUACCCCACGCUGGCUAUGCCAAACUGAGACAGGAGCUUCAGGGACAGAACUUCGCGCUGCGGGAGCGACUGGUCCAGCGCUGCAGCUUCUACCUGAGCUGGCCCAGGUUCUCUGUCCACAAAGUGGCUGACCUCAUACAGAUCAAGAAUUUCCCUGCCAAUCACGAGAUGGAUUCUGUCACCAGGACUCUUAUGCUGCAGUCGGCAAAACCCACUUGUGGAAAACUUACCGAGGAGGAGAUCAGUAAGCAGUACAUGCGUCAGGAGCAACAGAGAGAGUGGGAACAAGUGAAGAAAAAGGUGUUGUCAGACAGCCUGUUCUACAAUGGGAUCCAGCAUGGAGUAGGAAAGUGGACUGUCAACAGAAGCCAUAAGAUGAAGCACUGAACACUUGAGGACUACACAUACAUGCAACACACACACACACAUACACAGACUCACA
This is a messenger RNA of Alosa alosa (allis shad), 1254 nucleotides long. It is a transcript of the gene cnbd1, whose product is annotated as cyclic nucleotide binding domain containing 1. The record is from RefSeq and is a predicted model, not a curated record. Lineage: Eukaryota; Metazoa; Chordata; Actinopteri; Clupeiformes; Clupeidae.